CUGCACGCUGCCCAACGCACGAUUGUGGCUCGAGGAACAUGGCGAUUGCAAGAUAUACUAGUUGAGCCCGGAUACGACUGCGCUUUCUUCACGGACCCGGAAGAGCGAGGCUACUUCGACUUCUGGCGUAUUCUCGUCAACAACAUCUACCUCUUCCCGAGCGAUGUCAUGGCUCGCCUUCUUCCCCAGCUCGCGCGCCAUGAACCGGCCAUCAAACACGCCGCCCUUGCAAUGGCUGCGAUGGCUCGCGCUCUUGUCCCGAAUCUCAAACGCCGAACACGAAAGGAGCUUCAGAGCAACGGCCCGCAUUAUGAGUUUGCGUUGAAGCACUACGUUCGCGCCAUCAAGCUUGUCCGCACAUCGGUGCCGUCUAGCGAGAAUAUGCUCUGGGCCAUCGUCUGCUGCGUCCUGUUCGUCACCUUCGAAUGCCUUCAUGGCGAUCGCUACGCUGCGUUGUCACAUGUGAAUCACGCCUACAAGAUGAUGGAGGACUAUUUCAGUCGACGAUCGUUGGUCGGCGCCAAUCCAGAGACAGAGUCCGUCCGCUCUGUAUGCGACGACGCUGCUUGGAUCUUCCAAGGGAUGACGAUGCAGUCCUGGUCUCACAACAAGCUUCACCCUCGGGAAGAGAACGAGAUCAACUGGUGCUGCCGAGGAAGCAAACAUCCUUUCGCUGUGGAUGAGAUGCCCAUGACUUUUGACAGUCUUCAUUCUGGGCGGCGUUGGUGGAGGGUCGUGCAACACUAUAUUUGCCACAGAUGUCCCAUUUACAAGGACAUGUAUGCGGACGAAUCGGCGACAGCGCAAGAAGUUCGCUUUGGAAGCUGUAGUAGGUCCACCUACGAUUCGAAAGAGGCCGAGCAUCUGAGAAUGGUCCUUCCAGAAUUCCUGGGUCACCUACAACGCUGGUCCAAUGGCUUUCAAGGCGUCUACAACAAAUUGAGAAAAGGUAGGAAAUGGGACUUCCACUCAUACGUCGAGGCGUGUAACCUGCGGGUGCAGUACCUCCUUCUGUGGACCGACGUCAUCAGUACGAGCUACAGUGAAGUCGAGGCAGUGACAGCGCUGACACCGGAGUUCAGAGAGAUUGUGUACCUAUCUCGAGACAUCUUGGAAACACAGUCCAACUGCGGCGGAUGUUCCGAUGUGUUCAGCAUGGAUAACGGCCCCACGAUGCCAUUAUUAGUUGUGGCGUGUAAUUGUCGUGACCCUGACGUCAGGCAAGAGGCGACUGAGUUACUGGGGAAGCAUCCCAGACGAGAUGGCCUGUGGGACAGCAGAACGUUUCAUACUAUCGCGAUGAAAAAUAUGGAGAUCGAGGCGGAGAAUGUGACCGUGGGCAACGAUCAAGGGGAUGAAUGGUCACGUCUUGUGCGAAGAGAGGUAUAUUUCGACGCUGCCGGAAACAUUCAAGCGAAGUUGGUCAAAUGGCAACCUCACCUUGCUGAGUGGCGGGUUGUCGAUGAACAAUUGGAACAGUCCUCACGUCACGUAUCCCGAGACUUUGCGAAGCUUUCCCAGCAGCAGCAGCAGCAGCAGCCAAUCGAUCUCACACCAGGAUAG
Messenger RNA from Colletotrichum karsti, 1563 nucleotides. RefSeq names its product C6 zinc finger domain-containing protein. The transcript has a single exon. Lineage: Eukaryota; Fungi; Ascomycota; Sordariomycetes; Glomerellales; Glomerellaceae. The record is from RefSeq and is a predicted model, not a curated record.